UUGGACCACAUAUUGGGAUUUCAUACUUGAGAACAUUUCUGGAGUGUAGAGAAAGCGAUGCGCUUCAUUAAAUAAAGCUUUUAAUCCUGUUACAUAGGCUAUACUUAAUGUCGUGAUUUGUUAUACACAUAAAGAUACAGACAAUCAAAAAGAGGAGGAUGUAUACAGCCGGGCUGAAUCCCCUUUACGCGUCAAAUUUUAGUCUCUGGUCUGCCUAUUGUUCGGGUGGUUUUGCGAUGGACACAGUAAAGAAGCCUUCGUUUUGCAUUGCUGACAUACUACAUUUUGGAGACAACGAAAACGUCGCAGGUUCUUCAGCGCUCGUGACACACAUGGGAGCAAGGGCUCAAGUUCAUUCCACGGCAUCUCCGCUUCGCCCAUCUCCGUUAGCGCCGGACGCAGCCGUAUUCGGUGGGAGAGUGAGUGCAGCGUCUGCCUACCACAGGCACGGAAUACACUUGACCUCUGUGGCCAGAACAACAUUCUUUUCUCAAUCAGUACCUCCACUUUCUAGCAAAGAUCUCAAGUUCGGCAUUGAUCGGAUAUUGUCUACAGAAUUCGAACCAAAAUCAAAAGAAUCGUCACCAUUAAGAGAUCACACGUCUGUUGUUAGCUCGAACCGUCAGUCAGUGUCCGUGCAGCCGAACGCGAGUCAGUACUUCGUCUCCAUAGAGCCGGGGAUGAGCGACGCAUCCUCCAUAAUAAGUCCCUCGAGACAAUCAGGGCAUCAGUAUCAGGACUCUUUCCCAGGACCCUAUGCAGUUCUCACGAAAGACACAAUGCCACAGACAUACAAAAGAAAAAGGUCCUGGUCCAGAGCCGUGUUCUCCAACCUACAAAGGAAGGGUCUUGAAAAACGAUUUGAGAUUCAGAAAUACGUCACGAAACCAGACAGAAAACAGCUUGCUGCGAUGCUGGGCCUUACGGACGCUCAGGUCAAAGUGUGGUUUCAGAACCGUCGAAUGAAAUGGAGACAUUCCAAGGAGGCCCAAGCCCAAAAGGACAAAGAGAAGGAGCAGUCAGAUAAAGCCGAGACCGAGUCCGAGCAGAAAGCGCGCGACGAAUCCGAAUGCGAUACUGAGCAAAGCGAUUCCGACUUCGAAGAAGAAGAACAGAAAAGAGAUACGAAUAUUUCUGAUCCCAGCAAACAUAGCCUUAUCAUCGCCGGGCCUGUAGGCACAGACAUCAUGCCGGCAACAAAUACCGUGACAGAGACGACAGCAUCCUCACAAAUACCUUUCUGAACUUUGUUGGAAAAUCACCGAUCGUGAAUCGAAAAAACCACUAUAAUGCACGUCAAAGACAAUAAACGUUUUAAACGCAGCUCAGCCAGUAAGUCGGUCCUGGUUAGGUCGUGCCUGGGACACUUGAAAAGUAAAUAUAUCCGGUGAUGUCACUGACUUGUUCCUGUAUAAGGAAAAAAAUUCAAUCUUUUGAAUAUCUUUCAUAUUGUGAAUUUGAUCAUUGUGAAUAUUCAUCUGAACCACUUCUUGUUCGCCCUUAUGACCUCUGGGAAUUUACUCAAUGUAAAUGUUAUCGUAAAGUUCAUGAAUCUGACUGUAUUAUAUUUUGCUAGUAGGUAUUUGCACUGAAGAUGUAAAUAAAAGUUUAGUUUUUUUCUUACUUGAAACCUGGUUUUAAAUAAUUGAUGUGAAUCCAGCUUCAAUACUAUUAUAUGAACAAUGGUUAUUAUUAUUAUUAUUAUUAUUAUUAUUAUUAUUGCCAAACAUCUAGGUUAGGAAGUGAAUGUCACAGAGAAUUUUUGGUAUGCUGUUAAUGAUAGUAGGAUAUUCAGAAAUACAUCAUUCAGACACAAGCUCAUUGAGGCAGUCUGGUUUUAUCUGCAGAAACAGAAGAAAGUGAGACAGUGAGACAAUAUGACCAGAAGAACUGCAGCAGCUCCUCUGAGAUGCUUUGAACAAACUGCCAGUUGAAUUGCAUAUAAAAGUACUUGGUGAUGUACAUUAGAGAUAAUUUAUUUUAGAAUGCAGUUGCUAAAAGGCAAUGUGUCAUCACUCCACAUAUAGAUUUAAUUUUGUUUUUAUUUGAGAUAUAGACUUUAUAUGCUGUUGCUUUGAAAGCAUCUUUGCUUCACAGAUUUUCUUUACAUAUAUAUAUAUAUAAGGUCAUAAGUGCAUGAUAAGAUGAAAAGCGGGUAUUGUAUUUUUUGGCCCUGAAGACCCUUUUGCUCUGAGAAAUGUUAGUUGGGAAAAUCUGGCAUCUAACAAUAAACAGAGAGUGACGAGCUAAGAUUUAUAGUUUGUGUACAUUUACUGGCUCCAGAUAUCAGCAACAGAAAUGAAUCCAACAAAUGAAAACGGAGUCCAUAAAUGGACUCCAGUUGACUCUGUGACAAUCACCAAAGACAGGUCAUAAUGUUGGAGUUGUGUAUACAGUUAAGUCCAUCAUUGUUUAAUGUCACUUUCCAUAAAACAGUCGGUUUGUGAAUAAGGACACAACCAUAAUGAGAACUGCUAAGGGAUAGGAUAUAUAAGAUAAAGGGAUAAGUGUGUAUGUGCAUGCAUAUAUAUGCUUAUGUGUGUGUGUGUGUGUACAUAUAUCCCAUUAGCAGUUCUCAUUUGUAGUUAUCUUGAUUGUAAAGAUAAACAGUAUAAUGGUUCAAUGACUACCAUGAAUCUUCCUGACCUUGUAUAAUCUAUUUUCCAGAGCUGGCUGCGAGCCCGAUUAGUGUCUGUAAAAACACAUAUUUUCUCAACGAUAACUGUAAAUUUGUAACAUUUGUGCCAAUAAUGAAAUCAAGACAUUUAAAGUGGUAACA
This is a messenger RNA of Hemibagrus wyckioides, 2779 nucleotides long. RefSeq names its product H2.0-like homeo box 1 (Drosophila) (gene hlx1). Gene Ontology annotation, molecular function: sequence-specific DNA binding; DNA-binding transcription factor activity, RNA polymerase II-specific. The transcript is spliced from 4 exons. The record is from RefSeq and is a predicted model, not a curated record. NCBI's taxonomy places the organism in Eukaryota, Metazoa, Chordata, Actinopteri, Siluriformes, Bagridae. Gene Ontology annotation, biological process: regulation of DNA-templated transcription. Bases 159 to 1244 code for a protein of 361 amino acids.